Molecule: messenger RNA, 969 nt
Organism: Fusarium sp. VM40
Lineage: Eukaryota; Fungi; Ascomycota; Sordariomycetes; Hypocreales; Nectriaceae
Source: the annotation of a GenBank genome assembly
AUGAGUGGUGGAUGGAAUACUAUUGAAUCCGAUGCGGGUGUCUUUACCUCCCUCAUCGAGAAUCUCGGCGUCAAGGACGUCCAAUUCGAAGAACUCCUCACCCUCGACCCAUCUGAGCUUCUCACCCUCCAGCCUAUUUACGGCGUGAUUUUCCUCUUCAAAUACCCGACCGAUCAACCGUACGCGACACCCGAAGGACCCCGCGACGGCUCGUUCGACCACGACGCCUCGGAGAACAUCUUUUUCGCUGCGCAGACGAUCCAGAAUGCAUGCGCCACGCAAGCCCUUCUGAGCGUGCUGCUCAACAAGACAAAUGAUAUCGAGAUAGGAGACCAGCUAGGUGACUUCAGAGAAUUCACUAUGGUUCUACCACCCGAGUUCCGUGGUGAGGCGCUCAGCAACUCGGACCUCAUCCGUGAGGUACACAACAGCUUCGCUCGCAGUAGUCCCUUUGCCGAUGAGACAGAUAAAACUGGCGCAGAAUCGGAGGAUGCCUUCCACUUCAUCGCCUACACGCCUAUUAACGGCACACUCUACGAACUCGACGGCUUGCAACCCGCGCCCAUCUCCCACGGCGCCUGCAACUCUGACGACUUUGCUACCAAGGUGGUCGACGUCCUCCAGAAAAGGAUCGCACGAUACGAUGCCACCGAGAUUCGCUUCAAUCUUCUUGCUAUGUGCCGGGACCUGCGGCAGCGUGCGCGCGACUUCGGAGACGAGGAGCUACUGGCUCGAGAAGAGCGCAAGCGCCGGGACUGGAUGUUUGAGAAUGCUUUGAGAAGACAUAACUUUGUCGGCUUCGCGGGUGAAGUGUUGAAGGGUGUCGUGCGCAGCAAGGUUGCUGGAGGUGGUGACGGUGCUUGCGAGAAGUGGGUGAAGGAGAGUUUGGAACGAAGAAAGAAUGCGGAGCAGGCUAUGAGAGGCCGAGGCGGUGGUGAUGGCGAUGGAGAUGUUGAUAUGGGAGCUUGA